AUGAAUUGCAAUAUACCCCCCAGAAUAUGUCCACCUUUUUUAUCUAAAAGCAAUUCCGACGUUAAAUGGACAGUGGCAGACGAUGACUACGAAUUGACUGAAGAUAUAAUAUACCGCAUCCUCAGCACUAUGGGACUUAAGAGUAAUCCUCCAGACAAUAACAAUAUUGAAAAUGGUGGACAGCUAAAAAUAAUGCUGUUAAGGAGAUCGAAAUAA
Priceomyces carsonii is the source of this 216-nucleotide messenger RNA. RefSeq lists its product as uncharacterized. Lineage: Eukaryota; Fungi; Ascomycota; Pichiomycetes; Serinales; Debaryomycetaceae. The transcript has a single exon. The record is from RefSeq and is a predicted model, not a curated record. The coding region runs from base 1 to 216 and encodes 71 amino acids.